Uncinocarpus reesii 1704 is the source of this 573-nucleotide messenger RNA. RefSeq lists its product as uncharacterized. NCBI's taxonomy places the organism in Eukaryota, Fungi, Ascomycota, Eurotiomycetes, Onygenales, Onygenaceae. The coding region runs from base 1 to 573 and encodes 190 amino acids. The record is from RefSeq and is a predicted model, not a curated record. Gene Ontology annotation, biological process: tRNA-type intron splice site recognition and cleavage; tRNA splicing, via endonucleolytic cleavage and ligation. Gene Ontology annotation, cellular component: tRNA-intron endonuclease complex. The transcript has a single exon. Gene Ontology annotation, molecular function: nucleic acid binding.
AUGGCUGCACCGACUUCUUCCCCCUCACUCUCCGCCCUCACUUCCCUCAUCUCCGAAACUGCAGCUCGGCCCUCCAGCCCUACGAGUGCUCUUAGUCUUCAAGUCCUCCACAACCUCCAGCAUCAACACCUCUGGACAUCCCUUCAAAUCCACGAGCCAUACGCCCUCUCCUCCCAGCAGCACACGCCCUUAAUCUCCGGUCUCCCCCCACAAACCGUCUACACACACCCCGACGAACAGGCGUACAUUCUCGAGCAUGACAUCCGCCCCGAGACUAUCCCAGUAGAAAAAGAGUGGGUCAUUCCCUGCGCCCAAGGCCAGUCUUGGAGCUUACGCAAACUAUCGGGCUUGUUCGAUUCGCUACCGAAUAAGACUGAAGAUAUGCCUGAAGACGUGGCGACUGAGGAGCACAGCGCCAGCGAAAAGGUAGUGGAAUUCGUCAGACUAAAGAAAGAAAAGCCAUGGGGAGGGAAGCGGGCUCUGUUGGCGAUGGUGAAUCGAGGCAUGGGUGGAGACGGAACAGUGGUAUAUUAUGUGAUGCUGGAAGGGAAUGUGAAACCGAGACAAAAUUAA